UAAAUCAUCAUGCAAAAAUAACUUUUGCCUGUUAUCGAAUCACUCCCGAUUGCUAUCUUACGUUUUCAAUUAAUUAAUCGUUUUUUUCGAAAUUUUGCGGGCACCUAUAUCCCAAAAAAUUAUAAAUUUCAUCAUCUCAUUAUCAUCUUCACCAUCUUCGGGAGUGAUUUCCCAAUGUCUUAACCGAUGUAUCUCUUAUUUAUCCAUUUCUUUAUAACCAUUUCUUUCUUAGUCUUUCUUUCUUAUUUUACCUCUUCUCUAUUUCUUCUUCUUUACCAAGUGAACAGUUUGAUGUGCUAUCAGUGCGAAAGCUAUUCAUCUCCAGCUGAUUGCGCAUCAAAGGAGAUUCAGACCACGUGUGUAGGUGGGUCAGUCAGAUGUGCCACAGUGGAAGCAAAGUAUGAAAGCCACAGCAUAUCUUCGCUAGUUAUUGUGAAAGGUUUGUUUCAGUUUAGAAUGUUUAAAUGGUCUAUUUGGCUUAUUUUUUGGGAAAAUUUUAUUCUGAGAGCCGUUUGAAAACAGAUCUCUCUAUAAAUUUUCCCACUCUCAUUGAUUUAUGAUACAUAAAGAUGAGAAAUGAUCGAACGAGCGACUUAUGAAACCCAAAGUUGAUGUUCUCAACUCACUAGUGUUGUCUAUCUGUAUUCAAGAAUUGAUAUGUUCCUGGCCUCUUCCCACCCGUCCUCCAUUCGCUUUUCAGUUUUACUUGUUCUUUAUUUGUUUAUCUUUUUGUUUGCUUUAUGUAUCAAGGUUGCGCACCUACCGCUGCUUGCGAUGGGGAAAUCGAUAUCUGUGGCCAAGGAGAGGGAAUGGAAUGCGACAUACAGUGCUGUUCAGGAGACUUGUGCAACGAUGAUUACGUUGAAGGUUAGUAACUGUGUUAAAUAAAUCACCUUAAACAUUUGGAGGCGAUGUAACUUCUACAAUUUGCAGCGGGCUUUAAAUCAAACGUUCAGCGCUGUUGGCUUCGAAAAGCAACAGGUUUGCAAUUGUGUAGACUGCACACGAGUAAUGCUUGAUUUUUUUGUUUUCAUGUCUGUGUCUUAACGUCGAAUCUUUAUUUACUUCUUGACAUCUUAGGAAGUGUUGUGAAGGAUUCCUUCUGCCAUGCAUGUGUCAGCAACUCCUCAAUGGCCGACUGCAUUGAGAGUCAAACACAAGAACAAUGCUCUCUCAAGGAAAACCGUUGUGGGGUCAUGUUUGCCCAUCAGGGAGAAAUAUCGUUGUUUCGCAAAGGGUGCAUCCCGGAUGAUUUUUGCUCUUCUCUAUGUCAAAAUGGACACAUUGAAGGCGAUCCAAGUAUCGAGUGCGAAUUAUACUGCUGUGAAGGAAGCCUUUGCAAUGAUGAAAAUAUGGGAGCUAAAUGAAAUUUUUGAGAAAGGCAAGCUUUGAACAAGUUUCGUGGUUGUUAACUGAUUGUGAGAACUUAUUCCCAAGUUUGAAUUAAAGUGUUGCAAUGGUUGAUUUUCACUUUUGUUUGAUGACGAUGAAAUGUGAAAAAAGUGAGUCAAAAUGAUUCAGACCUUAUCUGGCUCAUAUCCGACUAAAC
This is a messenger RNA of Pocillopora meandrina, 1549 nucleotides long. The record is from the annotation of a GenBank genome assembly. NCBI's taxonomy places the organism in Eukaryota, Metazoa, Cnidaria, Anthozoa, Scleractinia, Pocilloporidae.